Messenger RNA from Trypanosoma cruzi, 660 nucleotides. RefSeq lists its product as uncharacterized. The record is from RefSeq and is a predicted model, not a curated record. The transcript has a single exon. Lineage: Eukaryota; Euglenozoa; Kinetoplastea; Trypanosomatida; Trypanosomatidae. The coding region runs from base 1 to 660 and encodes 219 amino acids.
AUGGAAAUUGUGAAGCAUGACGAGAGCAUCACAACCGUCACUUUUGGCUGGGCGCGGGCUGGCGACGGAUAUAUUGUGCAGGGGCCACAGGUGUUACAUAAAGGCGGUGGUGUAAGCCCCUACAGGCCAGUGAUUGGUGGCCUCGCGCUGCCACCAGGCAAGGGGAAAUUUUUCUACGAGAUUACGACCAAUACAGAUGCAUGCAAGCUCGGCCUGUGCACGGAGGAGGCAUUCCGCACGGAUGGUGACCUUCAGGAGGUUGAGCUCGGCAAACGGUGCAACUUUUCCGCACAGGGUGAGAUACCGUCUUCUGACAAUUGCUGGGUUUUUAAUUGCCAGACUUCCACAGUGGAGAUUAACGGCAGGGAGCAGAAGAAAUUGUGGCGUCUGUUUGUCCCUGUAUCAGGCGCCCGCUUUGGCUUUCUCGUUGACACAAACGUGGGGCUUGUUCAAUUGUUUGUCAAUGGCGAGUACCAAGGCAUUGUCUUUGACUCUUGUUUAGGCUUGAUGGACAAAACACUCUGCCCCUGCAUCGGGUUGGAAGGGAUGGAUAUGAAUAAUUUAAGCAUAGGUGUGGGUAGCAAGAGCGCCUUUGUGAGCCCUCUGAAAGAAUCUCCUGCAUACUUGUCCUUCCGCGAAGGAAAGGAUGCGACUCUGUGA